AUGGCAAAACACCACCCAGAUCUUAUUUUUUGCAGAAAACAACCGGGAGUGGCUAUUGGUAGGUUGUGUGAAAAGUGUGAUGGAAAAUGUGUUAUAUGUGAUUCGUAUGUGCGUCCAUGCACCCUAGUACGCAUAUGUGAUGAAUGUAACUACGGUUCUUAUCAAGGACGUUGUGUUAUAUGCGGUGGACCAGGUGUUUCAGACGCCUAUUAUUGCCGACAAUGCACCUGUUUGGAAAAAGACAGAGAUGGUUGUCCAAAAAUUGUCAAUUUAGGAAGCGCGAAAACCGACCUAUUUUACGAGCGAAAGAAAUACGGAUUCAAAAAACGUUAA
Trichobilharzia regenti is the source of this 333-nucleotide messenger RNA. NCBI's taxonomy places the organism in Eukaryota, Metazoa, Platyhelminthes, Trematoda, Strigeidida, Schistosomatidae. The record is from the annotation of a GenBank genome assembly.